Strongylocentrotus purpuratus (purple sea urchin) is the source of this 888-nucleotide messenger RNA. RefSeq names its product excitatory amino acid transporter 1-like. Gene Ontology annotation, cellular component: plasma membrane. Lineage: Eukaryota; Metazoa; Echinodermata; Echinoidea; Camarodonta; Strongylocentrotidae. Gene Ontology annotation, molecular function: glutamate:sodium symporter activity; L-glutamate transmembrane transporter activity; neutral L-amino acid transmembrane transporter activity. Gene Ontology annotation, biological process: L-glutamate transmembrane transport. The record is from RefSeq and is a predicted model, not a curated record.
AUGACGGGCAUGCCCAUGACGACCAUAGAGGACACCACCAUGGGUACCAUGGGAACCACACCCGAGCCCGAGGUCAUCCUGGUGUCCAAGGGCGGGUACCAGGAUCGCAGCAACGUGCUGGUGGUGGUGUUCUCCUGUGCCUUCGGCAUCGUGCUGGGUCGUAUGGGACCGCAGGGGAACCAGGAUUUUCCAAACCUACUAAAUAUGAAUAAAAAGAAGAAGCUUGAACAGAUCUCAGAAGCUGCGGCCUAUCUCCACUUGUUCAGGAUUUCGCCCAUCGGCAUUUUCUUCUUGAUGGGUAAGAUCCUCGGCAUGGAUGACUGGGUGACGGUCUUCAGCCAGAUCGGCCUGUACUCAGCCACCGUGAUCUCGGGUCUUCUCAUUCACGGACUUCUUGUCUUGCCGCUCCUCUUCGUCAUCUUCACUCGCAAGAAUCCCUUCGCCUUCAUCAAGGGCGUGUCCCCGGCCCUCAUGACCGCCUUCGCUACUGCCUCAAGUUCGGCUACUUUGCCCCUGACUAUCACCUGCCUGGAACAGAACAAUCGCAUCGACAAGCGCGUCACACGCUUCAUGUUACCUAUCGGCGCCACCAUUAACAUGGACGGCACCGCCCUCUAUGAAGCGGUAGCCGCCAUCUUCAUCGCCCAAGUCAACAUUUUGGAGAUGGAUGUGGCCACUGUCAGCGUAACGGCCACUUGGCUAGUAUUGGUGGCUGCUGGCGUUCCGCAGGCUGGCCUUGUCACGUUGGUCAUUGUACUCAACGCGGUUGGCCUACCUGAAGACGUCACACUCAUCAUCGUCAUUGAUUGGUUCCUGGAUCGGAUCCGCACCACCGUGACUAGCCGGGAUUCCUUUGGAGCGGGCAUCGUCCAACAUCUCUCCAAAAAU